This is a messenger RNA of Culex quinquefasciatus (southern house mosquito), 541 nucleotides long. RefSeq names its product protamine. Lineage: Eukaryota; Metazoa; Arthropoda; Insecta; Diptera; Culicidae. The record is from RefSeq and is a predicted model, not a curated record. The transcript has a single exon. Gene Ontology annotation, biological process: spermatogenesis; sperm DNA condensation. Bases 102 to 470 code for a protein of 122 amino acids.
UUUCACGCCCAACCAUUUUCCACCAAGCCGUCAAUCGCAAAGGUCCUCUUUUUUCAUUCCCGUUCAAGAAUUCCAAAAACCCCUCGAAAAACGAUCCCAAAAUGGCCCCCGCAAGUCAGGAACCCAAGUCCACCGGCACCUCCCGAAACAACCCUCGCUCCACGGAAGAACGCCCAACCCGGAAUCCGUACUUCAACUUUCUGAAGGACUUUCGGCGUGAAAACCGUGGCCUCAACCCGAACGAAGUGAUCCGGCAAGGUGCCGAGGAGUGGAACCAGCUGUCCGAAGCCCAACGCCGGCCUUUCGUCCUGGAAGCCAUGAACCAACCGCCGAUGGAGCGAGUCCGCCGGGCGGCCCCACGAUCGCGGUCUCCUAGGCGCAGACGGUCCCAGGCCCGGGUGGGACGAUCCCGCAGCCGAUCCGGGAGCCGGUCGGGAAGCCGUUCCCGUCGGGGAGGACGCAGACAUUGAGAUGGGUGGCGAUUUGCAGAAAUAUUUAUUCGAAAUUUAAUCGAGUGUUGAAGAAUAAAACUGGGAAAACG